Messenger RNA from Pteronotus mesoamericanus, 1426 nucleotides. RefSeq names its product breast carcinoma amplified sequence 4 (gene BCAS4). NCBI's taxonomy places the organism in Eukaryota, Metazoa, Chordata, Mammalia, Chiroptera, Mormoopidae. The record is from RefSeq and is a predicted model, not a curated record. Gene Ontology annotation, cellular component: BLOC-1 complex. The transcript has 5 exons. The coding region runs from base 1 to 618 and encodes 205 amino acids.
AUGCAGGCGACCGGGGGCGGGGCUCCGAGGCCGGGGCAAGGUGACAGGCUCCCUGGCAGCCUCCGCCAGCUGGACCCCGCCACGCUCCUGAUGCUGCUCUUGGACGCCGACAGGCCCGAGCCCGUGCGCAGCGGGGCGCGCGAGCUCGCGCUCUUCCUGACCCCCGAGCCUGGGGCUGAGGCGAAGGAGGUGGAGGAGACCAUCGAGGGGCUGCUCCUGAGGCUGGAGGAGUUCUGCGCUCUGACUGACAUGAUCAGGAGCGACACUUCGCAGAUCUUGGAGGAAGACAUCCCUCUCCUGAAGGCCAAGGUGACAGAAAUGCGUGGCAUCUACACCAAAGUGGACCAGCUGGAGGCCUUUGUCAAGAUGGUGCGACACCACGUCUCCUUCCUGGAAGACCACGUGCUCCAGGCCGAGCGGGACCACGGGGCCUUCUCCCAGGCCCUGCGGGGCUGGAAGUGGCUGGGCUCCAGGGGGCUCCCCUCCUUCAGGAACAAGCUGUCUACGCCGGCGCCCCCGACGUUCGAGCUGCCCGCACUGUACAGGACCGAGGACUAUUUUCCUGCGGACGCAGGGGAGGCGGCGGCCCUGACCUCCAGCUGCCGUCACCGUCUGUGAGCGUCGUGGUCCUGCCACUGGGGACAUUGGGAAGUGAGCCCCUGUGUGCGGGCAGCUUAGGUUUCUUCUACUGUCACCAUUAUUGAUUUGUUGGCUGAGGUCCCUCCCUUGCUUCAUGGGACACCGUGGGGUUUGGAGAAGCAGUUGGACCCGGUUUGUGAUGGAGCCUCAGGGAGGAGCUGCCGAAGGUGUUUCUUCACCAGCGUUGGGCAGUCAGGUCUGAGAAGCCACUGUGCCCGAGGGACAGUGGGGACUUCCUCUGUGAAGGGCUUUGUGUAGGAGCCAUGGGGGACCCACUCCUCACUCGGUGCCACCGGCCUGUGCGGUGCCAGGUCCAUCACUGUUGGUUUGUUGUGAGCACCAAUGUCUGCUGGCAUGUCAAUAAAGGUGUCAAGAGCUCACGUGUGGUCUGGGUGUAGGGACACGGUUGGGGGGCGACCAGUUCCUUUUUGCUCUGUGUAAAUGUUUCCUCUAAGGCUGCUCCUGCCCCCUGGGCAGACCCGCCCUGAAAUCUCCUGAUCCAGCCCCUGGCCCACACCUGCCAGGGGGCCCCUGCCACGCUGAGGAUCCCGGCAGGCAUGUGGCAGCGGAGGGCGUGAGGGCCGCCCUGGCUUCAAAGGUGUGCUUGCUUUCCUUUUUUCUCACGCAGAUGAGUUUCCUGUUAUUAUCCUGAAAGUCCAGAUGCCACACGAUAGUAAUGGAUGUUUCUAGUUUUUCUGGAGUUCCUUCCAGAGCCAAGAAAACACCCCCCCCCCCCAAACUGCAGACCUGCACUAGAAUUUCAAGGAAAUCUAAAUUAAUCAGGCGA